Exophiala oligosperma is the source of this 1050-nucleotide messenger RNA. RefSeq lists its product as uncharacterized. The record is from RefSeq and is a predicted model, not a curated record. Bases 1 to 1050 code for a protein of 349 amino acids. The transcript has a single exon. Lineage: Eukaryota; Fungi; Ascomycota; Eurotiomycetes; Chaetothyriales; Herpotrichiellaceae.
AUGCCCACUCUCCACGAAUAUCUAGGACUCCCAAAUCCUGAACUUGACCGGACGACUUUACGACCCGGUAUGAAUACACUCCCUGUUGGUACAUAUGAGAUCGAGGGGGUCCAACAUUGGGACGAUUUCACUCUCGAGACUGUUUUAAAUUGCUUCGGAGACAUCCUUGGGCGCAAUUUCGAGGCCAAGGACCUUCAUCAUCCACCUCCUCUACCCCAGCACCACCGCCGGCUAACAGACGAAAGCUGUGUGGAAAGCAUUUUGAAAAAGCACAACCAUACGAUCAUUGACCGAGCCCUCGAGCUUGCGCAAUCUCGACUGGAGGGCCGGGGGCUUCACCUCCCAAUCUCCAUGUCCUGGGGAUCCCUCGCUGAUGUACAAGAAGAUCGCAGGCUGCGCCCUGAUUGGGCUGGCACUGUCCAUCGCGGACUACCUCCGUAUGAAAAUCGUGUUCCCGGAGAUACGAAACCGUCAUCGAAAUGGAGCUCGGCGAUGAAAGAUUCCGCCUCGGUGAGUAUACAAGAGGAAUAUUGGAAACCAUUACGGCAGCUCCUCCUAUACUGUGUCCGCACCAACACAAGGUAUGGAUAUAUCAUCUCGGACGCAGAAGCCUUAUUUUUUCGUCGGACAAAAUCACAAGAACCUCCUACAUCCCUAUCUGCGAGCAGGGCACGACGUCAACCUCCACCAACGCACAAUCGUGUGACAUCUCUCACCUCAGUAGUUUCAGGGACAUCGGCAAUGUCUCUUGACUCUUCAGGAUCCCCAUAUACUGAUGCGGGAAACCCAGAUAUAAAUGAGGCACCUUUGGAGAUUGCCAUUAUUCCCUGGGCUAACGCCGGUACGGCGGAGCUAACCAUCAACUUGGGAGCGUGGUUCGUCCAUAUCCUUGCGACAUCUGACAUUUCUGUCGAAGAAUCGUAUCAACCUCUGGGAAGCUGGCGGAGGAUCAAAGAUGGAAAGGGUCACUGGUGCUUCCAACAGGAAGGCUCACGAAGAGUUUCUCAAACGCUCCCGGAAAGAGGGCUUCUGAUUGAAGCUGCGCCAUAG